AUGGAAAGCACAGACUCUAUGAAGGAACCCACUGGCAGCCCUUCAGAUGUGGGGAUCAUGAUUUUCGGGAAGGAGUGGUCAGAGAAAAGCCAUGUGGGUAAUGUUAUUCUGGGCAGCUAUGCAUUUGAAAGUCAAGCACCUCCAAAUCAGUGUGUAGCUGCAGAAGGAUUGGUGGAUGACAAACACCUGACUGUUGUCCUCACCCCAAAUCUCAUCAGUAGUCAGCUCAAACUGCGACACUUACAGCGGAGGAUGAAAGAAUGUGUCUCCCUAUGUGGUCCAGGUCCUCAGGCAUAUAUUUUGGUUGCACAACCUCAAGACCUCACAGAAGAUGACCAUAAGAGAGUGGAGAUGAUCUUGACCUCUGUGCUUGAUCAGGCAUUGGAACGUACCCUUGUAGUGAAGUUCUUACCUGAAGAUGAGGAUGAAGAAGAAGAUGAAGAUGGGGUUGGUAGCAGUGUUGAUGACUAUGAGAGUGAUGCCUUGCAUCGUCUGAUACAAAACAAGAAUUAG
Messenger RNA from Clupea harengus (Atlantic herring), 513 nucleotides. Its product is annotated as GTPase IMAP family member 4-like. The coding region runs from base 1 to 513 and encodes 170 amino acids. The transcript is spliced from 3 exons. Gene Ontology annotation, molecular function: GTP binding. NCBI's taxonomy places the organism in Eukaryota, Metazoa, Chordata, Actinopteri, Clupeiformes, Clupeidae. The record is from RefSeq and is a predicted model, not a curated record.